Molecule: messenger RNA, 1346 nt
Organism: Periconia digitata
Lineage: Eukaryota; Fungi; Ascomycota; Dothideomycetes; Pleosporales; Periconiaceae
Source: the annotation of a GenBank genome assembly
UAAUUGUCCAUUGGCAUUUUCAAUUCCUACUUCAUACACUGAAGCACAACAUGGCUACCGAAGCAUUGUCUCUAAGUGCUCUAGCAGCAAAGAUUGCCGCAACCGCGACCCAGGUCGAGGAAGCUCUGAGGAAGAGUGGAGCUCCACAGCCCUCGUUUGACAUUGACGCGCCUCAAGGACUUCCCCAUGAUCCGGAAAUCCAGCUCGCAAAGUUCCAGCUGCAAGAUGCGCUCCACGAUCUGUCACUGCUCGUCCAAGGCCCCGACGACUAUCUCCUCAACACCACGAUGAUUGGCAAAUACGAUGUCAGCGUAGUCGGUCUUCUCAACGAAUUCAACUUCUGGGACGCCGUUCCCCGCGAUGGCACAGCCACCUAUAGCGACAUCGCUAACGCGACCAAUCUCUCUGAAUCUACCGUACGACGCAUCUUGCGCCACGCAUUCACCAACCGCAUCUUUGCGGAGACGACUCCCGGCUCCGGCAUCAUCAAGCACACGGCUACCUCCGUGCGUCCCCUCACUGAGCCGCUGUGGCGCUCGACCAUUGGCAAUAUGUUGGACGAGGCUGGCAAAGCCAUGAUGAAUGCUGGGGAUGCCUUGAGAAAGUGGGGAGAUAGCCCGUAUCCGGCGGAGACACCGUUGGGGUACACUUUUUUCCCCGAUACAAAGGAUCGCGAAAUGAAUUACUUCAAGUGGGUCAACGAGGAGGGCAAUCAGUGGAGAGUGGAGAGGUUCGGGAAGUGUAUGGAGCAUGUGACCAAGAAUCCAGCUGUCAGGGUCAACACCAUACAUGAUUUGUAUGAUUGGGAUGGGCUAGGUAACGCGAGUGUGAUUGAUAUCGGCGGGUCAGGAGGGCACGUCUCCCUUGAACUGGCAUCCCAUCACCCUAAUCUCACAUUCACAGUUCAGGACCUACCUGAACUCAAGGGAAACUUUGAUUCGCUUAUUCCCGAGAGUCUACAAGAUCGAAUUACCUUCCAAGGCCACAAUUUUUGGGGUUUACAACCUGUCAAGGAUGCCGAUGUCUAUCUCUUCCGCAUGAUCUUCCAUGACUGGAGCGAUCUCUACUGCACCAAGCUGCUGAAAAAUACGGCAGCGGUGAUGAAGCCCGGCAGCAAGCUUUUGAUUUGCGAUUCCGUCCUACCCCCAAACGGAGGUGUGCCAACAACUGCUAUGAAGAUGCUCUCGAGCAUGGACCUGCAGAUGUUUGUAAUUGGUGGCAAGCAGAGAACGGCCGAGGAUUUUGGUGCGCUGGUGAGUGGUGCUGAUGCGAGCUUGGAGUUGAAGAGCGUAAAAAGCAUUCCCGGUGUUGCUUUUGGCAUGGUGGAGAUUGAAAAGGGGGCUUGA